This is a messenger RNA of Nematolebias whitei (Rio pearlfish), 1351 nucleotides long. It is a transcript of the gene fam162a, whose product is annotated as family with sequence similarity 162 member A. The transcript has 5 exons. Gene Ontology annotation, cellular component: mitochondrion. Gene Ontology annotation, biological process: neuron apoptotic process; cellular response to hypoxia; positive regulation of release of cytochrome c from mitochondria. Lineage: Eukaryota; Metazoa; Chordata; Actinopteri; Cyprinodontiformes; Rivulidae. The record is from RefSeq and is a predicted model, not a curated record. The coding region runs from base 140 to 607 and encodes 155 amino acids.
ACCUAAUCUUACAUGACAGGCCUGUGUCGGCCAAGCUAAUUGACUUUCAUGUUGAAGAGCUGAAGGGGACUGGUAGUGACUGCGACUGUUUUAAAUUAAACCCUUUCAGUUUCACGGACACUAAAUUAUCGAUUUCAUCAUGAAUUUCGUCAGAUGUCGCCUGUCCGUAAGGACCCUCCUCGGUCAGAGAAUCAGAGGGAUGUGCAGUAAUAAACUGCAGGAGACCAAAGCAGAGUCUUCGCCUGCAGCUUCAGUAAAAGAAUCCAGUCCAGCAUUUAAAGUCCCAGGCUACGUACCCUCUGAGAUGGACAAGAAGUUGUUAAUCUGGACAGGCCGCUUCAAAUCCAAGGACCAGAUACCAGAGACCGUGUCGUUCCAUACGAUCGACUUUGCCAGGAACAAAAUCAGAAUACAAGUUGCUUAUGCGAUGAUAGCGCUGACAAUAGUGGGCUGCGUGUUGAUGGUGAUUUCGGGCAAAAGGGCUGCAAGUAGACAUGAGUCCCUGACCUCAUACGGCAUGGAGAUGAGAGCCAAGUGGAGGGAGGAAAAACAGAAAGCAGAAGCAGACAGAAGCUUUGGCUCAGAAGACUCAGUGAAGGAGCGCUGAUCCCAAAAAAGUUAACACAUUUUUCAAACUUUGAGCAGUGUCUCCCUUCCUGCUCCCACCUUAGAGGAGCAGAACCAUAAAAUAAUCAGAGCAGAUGGUAUUUAUUAGCACUUUCUAACCCAGGGGAUUGGCCUUACUGUUCGAGAACUUGUGCAGAAAAGUUGAAGGCACCUUUUUAUUUAAUAGCGCCAACAUGCUUCAGCGUUAGCUCUUAACUGUUGUGACGGGGAAAAUACAGUCUGUUUUGGAGAAGUGCUACACUUUAAAUACACAAAUCUUGUACUGGUCUUUAGUUUUUUUCAUAAGAAGCAGUGCAGUAGUAAAUGUUUAUCGUUUUGUUCAAUGAGUUUAAAGCCGUUGUGGCUUUCGUUUGUAGAAAGAAAUCACCAAAAGCAAAAAUAGUUUAAUAAAUGCUUCUCAAGGUGUGUAAUCUGGCUUUAUUAAAGCUGAUUUUUCUGGAUGAAGACCCUAAAGCUAACAGAAAUGUCCUCAACCAGUUAAUAUACAGUAUGUAGGAAAAUGUACCAGUUUAUAUUAAGUGUCAAGAAAAAUGUUUGGACAAAUUAGCUCCGUUUUGUAAAAGUUGCCAUUUUUGUAACGUCAUUAAGAGUGUAUUAUUUAGCAAGAGACCAUGCAUACCAAUAAAACUGAUUCACUUACCACUUGUAUGUUUAUGAAACAACUUUUAUGCAAAUGGCAUAACAGAGGACAAGAUGAACAAACACAACGAACUGUAAUGAACAU